ACUGGUGUGAUUUUCAGUCAUCUCUCCUUCUAAAAAAAUCCUCCGAAACAGCGAUUUUGCCAAUCUCAGAUCUGAAGAACUCCAGCGAUCUUCCGAAAAUGGAGAAGAUGAAUAAAGCGAUGGAGAAGAUGAAGAUGCUGGUCGGGAUCGAGGUCGAACAAGAAGAAGAAUUACAGAGCAGUAACAUGUCUUCUUUCAUUGAUGACUUCAAUCGCGAAUGCACGCUUUCUACACAACAGAGAUUGUACGGUUUCGCGACGUGCUUGGUUUCUGGCUUAGCUUGUACUCUCCUGUCGAUGCUUGUUUUCUUCAAUCCUAUCAAGUUUGGGAUAACAUUCACAUUCGGCAAUCUGCUUGCACUUGGGAGCACUGCCUUCCUCAUAGGCCCCAAAAGACAAGUAACAAUGAUGCUUGAUCCAGUGCGCAUUUAUGCAACAGCUAUCUACAUCGCGAGUAUGAUAAUUGCUCUCUUCUGUGCUCUUUAUGUCCAUAACAAGCUUUUAACACUUCUCGCCAUCAUCUUGGAGUUUGGUGCACUAGUAUGGUAUGCUCUGAGUUACAUCCCUUUUGCAAGGUCUAUGGUUUCAAAAGUCAUGGUUGCUUGCUUUGACACGGAGUUCUAAGGCCCACUGCUCUCCUGCCAACAUUGCCAAUGAUCUAUCUGCAAAAGAUCCAAUUCCAGUAGCUAAUGCUCGAGUUAUAAACUCUUCGGAGUCCCAUCCUUCCAGCUUGGUUAUCCUUUGAUCCACCGCUCUCUGGAAAACAGCAAUACACCACGGAUUAGUUAGUUCACCCAGUGUUCUUCCUUUCUUUUUUAAAUACUUGGAAUUUUUGUUGGAGAGAGUACUACCAAAAUUUCUCAUGCUUGGAAAGUUCAAUUUCAAUGGAAAUUUUCAUUUUCUUUUCGUAA
Molecule: messenger RNA, 910 nt
Organism: Magnolia sinica
Lineage: Eukaryota; Viridiplantae; Streptophyta; Magnoliopsida; Magnoliales; Magnoliaceae
Exons: 6
Coding region: 99-623 (174 amino acids)
Biological process (GO): vesicle-mediated transport
Cellular component (GO): membrane
Source: RefSeq, a predicted model, not a curated record